Molecule: messenger RNA, 1455 nt
Organism: Anguilla anguilla (European eel)
Lineage: Eukaryota; Metazoa; Chordata; Actinopteri; Anguilliformes; Anguillidae
Gene: gpr143
Product: G protein-coupled receptor 143
Exons: 9
Coding region: 73-1326 (417 amino acids)
Biological process (GO): melanosome organization; cell surface receptor signaling pathway; G protein-coupled receptor signaling pathway
Cellular component (GO): melanosome membrane; plasma membrane
Molecular function (GO): dopamine binding; L-tyrosine binding; L-DOPA receptor activity
Source: RefSeq, a predicted model, not a curated record
GGAGCUGAGGCCAUGGACUAAAUGAAUGGAUUUCCUUUUACUGCGGACACCGAACUCCGAUAGCGACUCACAAUGGCAUCUCCCAGGCUCGAAACUUUCUGUUGCCCCAACAGAGACGCGUCCACGGAAUUCGUCAUUAAUUUUCAGCCAUUGUUUUUCAGCGGCAUCUGCAUCGGUAGUGCAGGCGUUAGCCUCGUUUUCUCCAUCCUACAGAUGUUGCCCAAACGGAGGAGCUACAGGCGCCUUGGACAAUAUCCGCUCCCCAAACCGGCCUCGUCUUCGAGAAUACUGUUCAUCAUCAGCGUGUGCGAUAUUCUUGGGUGUGCAGGUAUAAUUGUGAGGUCAUCCAUCUGGCUGGGCCUGCCUGACCUCAUUAGUGGGAUCUCUGAUGCCUCCAGCACUGAUGUGUGGCCAGAGGUGUUCUGCGUGGGCAGCGCGAUGUGGAUCCAGCUUUUCUUUAGUGCCUCCUUCUGGUGGACCUUUUGCUAUGCGGUAGACGUCUACCUCGUGGUGAAAAGAUCUGCCGGUUUGAGCACUAUUGUGUUGUAUCACAUGAUCACAUGGGGCCUGGCGGUACUGCUGUGCGUUGAAGGCGUGGCCAUGCUGUACUACCCCUCAAUUUCAAGCUGUGAGAAUGGCCUGCAGCACGCCGUACCGCAUUACAUCACCACCUACGCCCCCUUGCUGCUGGUCAUCAUCGUCAACCCCAUUCUCUUCGCCCGCACUGUGUCCGCAGUGACUUCACUGCUGAAGGGCCGGCAAGGAAUCUACACCGAGAAUGAGAGACGCCUGGGAACUGAGAUUAAAAUACGAUUCUUCAAAAUCAUGCUCGUUUUCAUGAUCUGCUGGUUGCCCAACAUCAUCAACGAGAGCCUGCUGUUCUACCUGGAGAUGCAGGCGGACAUCAAAGCUGGUCACCUGAAGAAUGUGCGCAACGCCACUCUCAUCACCUGGUUCAUUAUGGGCAUCCUCAACCCCAUGCAGGGGUUCUUGAAUACCUUGGCUUUCCACGGCUGGACAGGCUUCGAUGUAGACCUGAGCUUCCGGCCGCAACGCGAGCUGGCCUGGGACUCCGCCUCCACCUCGGCUGCCGCCACGGGCAGCUACAACCCCGUCGUGGGUUCCACCCUCCACUUCCAGAGCCACGUCCAGGAGGCCAAGAAGAACAUGGCCGCCAACGGUCAGCAGCCCUCCGACGCCAUCAGCGUGCUUUCGGAAGGUUCAGAGUCUAGUACAAUUGAAAUCCACAUUUCCAGUGAGCUGCGAGACUAUGAGGAUGUAGACGCAGACGUGGGAGAGUCGUGGGAGAACUCCACACAGCAGUAGCUGGGGAGAGGAACAGCAGCGACUGCCAGACUCGGCUCUCUCUGCGCUACUCCGGCCUGUGAAAGCUGUGCUCAAGGUUAUGCGUGGAACUCUAGCUGAGAGCUGGCCAGCCCUUCUACCUCUGGAGAG